CGCCCCCUCGUACUUUCCACCAAUCACGUGUGCCUUCCACCAGCACCGACCAAUUGCGGAAGGGAGAUUGCCUCUGGGUUACAGGUAUGCCAAGAAGCCUUUCCACCCAGAUGUCCUUUGCGAUAAUAUGGAUCAGUCCGGAGUUCUCCUCUGGGUGAAAGCAGAACCCUUUAUAGUGGGUGCCUUGCAGGUCCCCCCUCCCUCCAAGUUCAGUCUUCACUAUCUCAGAAAGAUAUCCACCUACGUGCGGACCCGGGCCACAGAGGGCGCUUACCCACGCCUCAGCUGGUCUGCAUGGAGGCACAUUGCGUGUGGGAAGCUGCAGCUUGCCAAGGAUCUGGCAUGGCUUUACUUCGAAAUAUUUGAUAGUCUGUCAGUGCGGACACCUGAGGAACGCCUGGAAUGGUCUGAAGUUAUGUCCAACUGUACAUCCGAGGAUGAAGUUGAAAAGCAGAGAAAUCAGCUUUCAGUGGACACCCUCCAGUUUCUGCUCUUCCUAUACAUACAGCAGUUCAACAAGGUUUCCCUCAGGACAUCUUUGAUUGGUGAAGAGUGGCCUAGUCCCAGACACAGAUCUCCGUCUCCUGACCUGGCUGAAAAAUCCAAUUGUCAUAAUAAGAACUGGAAUGAUUACAGUCACCACGCUUUUGUCUGUGAUCACUUGUCAGAUCUCCUUGAGCUGCUCUUAGAUCCAGAACAACUCACUGCGUCGUUUCACUCGACCCAUACUAGUCUAGUCUCUCGAGAAGCUGUUGUAGCACUCAGCUUUCUUAUUGAAGGUGCAGUAAGUAGAGGCAGGAAGAUCUAUCCACUUCACGAACUUGCACUGUGGCAACCACUACAUGCAGAAAGUGGCUUCUCAAAGAUCUCUAAGACUUUCUCUUUCUAUAAGCUGGAAACCUGGUUGAGAGCCCGAUUGACUGGGAAUCCAUUUGGUACAUCUGCUUGCCUCAAGUCUGGGAAGAAACUGGCCUGGGCUCACCAAGUGGAAGGCACGACCAAAAGAGCUAAGAUCGCCUGCAAUACUCAUGUGGCCCCUAGGAUGCACCGCCUGGUAGUGAUGAGCCAGGUGUACAAGCAGACGCUGGCCAAGAGUUCAGACACUCUUGUGGGGGCACAUGUGAAAAUCCAUCGUUGCAACGAGUCUUUCAUAUAUCUGCUCUCUCCUCUGCGAUCUGUGACAAUCGAGAAGUGCAGGAAUAGCACCUUUGUCUUGGGCCCUGUAGAGACUGCUCUUCACCUCCACAGCUGUGACAAUGUUAAAGUCAUUGCUGUUUGCCAUCGUUUGUCCAUCUCUUCAACAACGGAUUGCAUCUUUCACGUUCUGACACCCACACGCCCACUUAUUCUCUCUGGGAACCAGAGAGUAACGAUGGCCCCUUUCCAUACCCAUUACCCAAUGUUAGAGGACCACAUGGCCAGGACGGGCCUUGCCACUGUGCCUAACUCUUGGGAUAACCCAAUGGUGGUUUGCAGAGAAAGCAGUGACACAAGUGUCUUCCGGCUCUUACCACCUUGUGAGUUCUAUGUAUUUAUAAUUCCCUUUGAAAUGGAAGGGGACACAACAGAGAUUCCUGGAGGUCUGCCAUCUGCAUACCAGAAAGCACUGGGUCAAAGAGAACAGAAGAUACAGAUCUGGCAGAAAACUGUGAAGGAGGCUCGUUUGACAAAGGAUCAAAGAAAGCAGUUCCAGGUACUUGUGGAGAACAAGUUUUAUGAAUGGUUGAUUAAUACAGGGCAUCGCCAGCAACUGGACAGCCUGGUACCUCCUGCCGUGGGCUCCAAACAAGCAGCAGGAUAGGGCCUACAUCAGCCCGGGCCCUGGAAACAUGAGGCUGGAGGAGGCUGGUGCCCAUCUUGAAACUAAAUUGGGAAAGCCCUCUUGCUGCUUCGGAGACUUGGGGCCGUCUCUUCCUAUUUACGACUUCCCUGAUCUCCAUGCCAUGCUCAUUUAUUACUGUUUAGAUUGAAUUUUAGCUCAAUGUGUGACCUCCAUUUAAACACGUUCGUAAAACAGCAGAGGGCUUAUCUGUAUGAUGCCAAAAUGAAACAGCUGGUGAAGGCAGUCCUGCUGUGUGCAAGUUAAUUUUUUAAAGUGAUUGUAGAUUUGCAAGUAUAAUUACAAUUUUAAUUGUGUAGUGAAAGGGUUCCACACUUUCUAGAGUUAGAGUUUUAUAGUUCUUUAUAACUGUUUACAAGGAAAUUAUUGCUCCUUAAAAAAUAAUUGGAAUGAGAAUAUGAUUUGUUGAUGUAUAAAUAUAGCAGAAAUAGUUUUCUACAAAGAUAUUUUAGUCCUUAAAGUAUAAAACUUAAUGAAAUUGUGUAAAAAAUCUUUAUUUUCUAUUUCCUGCUUUAAACUUUCAAUAAAGAUACUCUAAGAAGUAAUUUUCUUCUUUUGAUGAAAAAGACAAAGCUUUACUUUUAGUGUUAGAAAAUAUUUCCAAUGUCAUUCUGUGACAUUAGAUUGAAGUAAAGUUGAUGUUUAGUUGUGAAAAGUCCUGCUCUUAAAGAUAAUAAAAAGCAAUGACCAAAUUAGAAAAAUGAAUUUUAUCAUCGUUCAACAUUGUUUUAUAUGCUUUCUGGCCUUUUUAAAUUUUUUAUUUUUUUUGAGAGGUUUUUGCCUUAGGGCACGUGUGCUCCCCAGA
This is a messenger RNA of Tupaia belangeri chinensis (Chinese tree shrew), 2645 nucleotides long. RefSeq names its product TBCC domain containing 1 (gene TBCCD1). Gene Ontology annotation, biological process: maintenance of Golgi location; maintenance of centrosome location. Gene Ontology annotation, cellular component: spindle pole centrosome. NCBI's taxonomy places the organism in Eukaryota, Metazoa, Chordata, Mammalia, Scandentia, Tupaiidae. The transcript is spliced from 8 exons. The record is from RefSeq and is a predicted model, not a curated record. The coding region runs from base 128 to 1801 and encodes 557 amino acids.